Molecule: messenger RNA, 2163 nt
Organism: Pipistrellus nathusii (Nathusius's pipistrelle)
Lineage: Eukaryota; Metazoa; Chordata; Mammalia; Chiroptera; Vespertilionidae
Source: the annotation of a GenBank genome assembly
AUGAUCGUGGACCAGCUGCUGGACGACAGCCGCGGCGCAGAGGGGCUGCUGGACGCGGCCGGCGACUGCGGCCUCAUGACCAGCCCGCUGAACCUGGCCUACUUCUACAGCGCGUCCCCGCCCGCCGCCCCCGGCGCCUGCGACGCCGGCUGCUCGGCCUCGGGGCCCUCGGCGCCCGGCUCCCCGGGCUCCGACUCCUCCGACCUGUCCUCCGCCUCCGCCGUGUCCUCCUGCGGGGCCGUGGAGUCCCGGCCGAGAGGCAGCGCCCGCGCCGAGCGGAUGCAAGCUGAGCCCCAUAUGGGGGUUGGAAGGCAGCAGAGAGGACCCUUUCAAGGUGUUCGUGUGAAGAACUCGGUGAAGGAGCUCCUGCUGCACAUCCGAAGCCACAAGCAAAAGGCUUCUGCUCAAGCCACAGAUGAUUUUAAGGCACAAGGUGUGAACAGAGAGCAAUUUGCAGAGUUGACAAACACUGUGUCGUAUAGUGGGAAAAGGAAAGGACCAGAUUCGUUGUCUGAUGGACCAGCUUGUAAAAGGCCAGCUUUGCUGCACACCCAGUUUUUGACACCACCUCAAACACCAACACCCGCAGAGAGCAUGGAAGAUGCUCACCCCAAUGAACCCAAGCAGGACAGCAGUGCCAAUCUGCUUCAGAACAUUAUCAACAUUAAGAAUGAAUACAGCCCGGUUUCCCUGAAUACUGUCCAAGUUAGCUGGAUGAGCCCUGCGGUGGUCCCCCAGGGCUCUCCCCGAGAGCAGUGCCAGGACUCCCGUGGAGGGCAGAUCUUCAGUCCACCUCAGAAGUACCAACCUCUGCAAGUCAGCAGCUCCCCACACAUGAUGGAUCAGGCUUCCAUGUACCAGUAUUCUCCUCAGAACCAGAACAUGCAGCCACAGUCGCAGCAGCAUUAUACCCACAACUCAGCUCUGGAAUACAGUCCUUAUUCCAGAACUUGCCAGUCUCCCAACUAUGAAGCAAACUUCUUUGGUGACCAAGCACUACAGUUCUGCACAGACCAAAGUUUUGCAUCCCUUUUAACGAGUCACGGGGAAUGUGAGAAUGUUGCUGUUCCCAUUCAGACUUCCCCCAGUGUUCAGCCACAAAAUGACGCCCAACUGCAGAACUUCAGCAUGGUGCCGCACAGUGCCUGUGAGGCCAUGGUGAGGCCUGAGGCAGGCUCUGUGCCUGUAAGCACCUCUCUGCCAUUCCAGAACAUCAUCGGAGACUCCAUGAACACCACCCAGUUAGGGAAGUCACUUUUUCAGUGGCAAGUAGAGCAGGAAGAAGGCAAACUGGCAAAUAUCUCCCAAGACCAGUUUCUUUCAAAGGAUGCAGAUGGUGACACGUUCCUCCAUAUUGCUGUUGCCCAAGGGCGAAGGGCACUUUCCUAUGUCCUUGCAAGGAAGAUGAAUGCACUCCACAUGCUGGAUGUUAAAGAGCACAACGGGCAGAGUGCCUUUCAGGUGGCGGUGGCUGCCAAUCAGCACCUUAUUGUGCAGGAUCUGGUGAACCUUGGAGCCCAGGUGAACACCACCGACUGCUGGGGGAGAACCCCUCUGCACGUCUGUGCUGAGAAGGGCCACUCCCAGGUGCUUCAGGCAAUUCAGAAGGGUGCAGUGAUGAGCAAUCAGUUUGUGGAUCUCGAGGCAACUAACUAUGAUGGCCUGACUCCUCUGCACUGUGCGGUCGUGGCCCAUAAUGCUGUGGUGCAUGAACUCCAGAGAAAUGAACAGCCACAUUCGCCUGAAGUUCAGGAGCUUUUACUGAAGAAUAAGAGUCUGGUUGACACCAUUAAGUGUCUGAUUCAAAUGGGGGCAGCCGUGGAAGCUAAGGAUCGUAAAAGUGGCCGCACAGCCCUGCAUUUGGCAGCUGAGGAAGCAAAUCUGGAACUCAUUCGCCUCUUUUUGGAGCUGCCCAGUUGCCUGUCUUUUGUGAAUGCAAAGGCCUACAAUGGAAACACUGCGCUCCACGUUGCUGCCAGCCUGCAGUAUCGGGUGACGCAGUUGGACGCAGUCCGCCUGUUGAUGAGGAAGGGAGCGGACCCAAGUACUCGGAACUUGGAGAACGAGCAGCCAGUGCAUUUGGUUCCUGAUGGCCCCGUGGGAGAGCAGAUCCGACGUAUCCUGAAGGGAAAGUCCAUUCAGCAGAGAGCUCCACCGUAUUAG